AAAAAAAAAGUCCACUUUCCUUCUCCUUCUUCUUUUUCCUAUAAAUUUUGCAACAUCUAUUUGCAAAACUUUCCUUUUCAUCUUUUUCCCCUCUCUCUCUGUAUAUAUUCUACAUAUAUAGAGGGAGAAAAAGAAAAUCAAGAAAAGAAGAAGAAGCAUAUGAGCCAAUAUUGUUGAAAAAAUAACCACAUUUGCAAAAAUGUUGGCUUUUGAGAGCAUACAAGAGGCCUCUAUGUCUCUAGGGAGGAACCUAACAUUUGGAGAGACAUUAUGGUUCAACUACACAGCUGAUAAAUCAGAUUUCUAUCUGUAUUGCCACAACACAAUUUUUCUGAUCAUUUUCUACACGAUGGUCCCUUUGCCAAUGGUGAUUCUUGAGCUAAUGAGGUCCAACAAGUUUGAUGUUUACAAGAUUCAACCCAAGAUCAGAUUUUCUUUAUCUGAGAUGAUGGAAUGCUACAGAAAAGUCCUCAUCACUUUUAUAUUUGCUGUUGGCCCCCUCCAAUUUUUCUCCUAUCCCAUCAUUGAGUGGGUUGGAAUAAGGACAAGUUUGCCCCUGCCAUCUGCAUCAGAAGUGUUUUGGCAAUUACUGGUAUAUUUCUUAGUUGAAGACUAUGCAAACUAUUGGCUUCACAGGAUGCUUCAUCACUAUAAAUGGGGUUAUGACAAAAUCCACAGAGUCCAUCAUGAAUAUGUGGCCCCAAUUGGUUUUGCAGCACCUUAUGCCCAUUGGGCUGAGAUUAUUAUCUUGGGCUUGGCUUCUUUCCUUGGCCCACUUAUUGUUCCUUGUCACAUGUUAACCUUUUGGCUUUGGUUUGUCUUGAGGCAAAUUGAAGCCAUUGAGACACACAGCGGCUAUGAAUUUCCAUGGAGUCCUUCAAAAUACAUACCAUUUUAUGGGGGAGCAAUAUACCAUGAUUAUCACCACUUUGUUGGAGAAAGUUGUCACAGCAACUUUGCUUCAGUCUUCACUUACUGUGAUUACCUCUAUGGAACCGACAAGGGAUACCGAUACCAGAAGGAAGUCUUCGAAAAGAGAAGAGAGAAAUUGAGGAUGGAAGACAAUCGUGAUGGAUCUACACCUCCCUUCAAAUCUGAAUAAAUGCAAUAACCCUUUUUUGAGGCUUUGAAACUCUGCCUUUUUGUUCUUUUUAUUUUUAUUUUAAAUGUGUGAUCCUUUCUCUCUCUUUCGAGACAAGUUGAUUUAGUAAAAUGUUGGAUUAAGUGUGAAUGUACGUGCUGCUUCUAUCAGGCACUAUAUAAAUGGAGUGCUUGCAUAGUUUGUGUUUUUUCUUAUGUAACCUAAAAGUUAGAGAUGUUAAUUAUAUGGCUAGUUCUAUAAUUCUUCUUUAUGCACCAUCUUUUGAAACCUA
Lycium ferocissimum is the source of this 1373-nucleotide messenger RNA. RefSeq names its product methylsterol monooxygenase 1-1-like. Gene Ontology annotation, biological process: sterol biosynthetic process. Gene Ontology annotation, molecular function: iron ion binding; C-4 methylsterol oxidase activity. Lineage: Eukaryota; Viridiplantae; Streptophyta; Magnoliopsida; Solanales; Solanaceae. The record is from RefSeq and is a predicted model, not a curated record. The transcript is spliced from 5 exons. Bases 200 to 1102 code for a protein of 300 amino acids.